AAACGUAAACUAAUGAAUCUUAGGAACUGCCCUGAAAAUAGGAAGUUAAUCGUCCGUUUUCACAACAUGGAACCGAUCUUUUGUUCUACCAUCAGCCCAAAAUCGAUAUAUAAAGCACUCACCCUUUACACUUCUCUCUAACUCACAGAUUAUAAGUAUCAGAGUGUGAAAUAAUUUCAAAAAAAGUAAAAGCAAUGAGGCUUUCAAUUAUCUCUGCUUUUCUUUUUUUCUCUCUUUUGCAGCCACCAACUUUUGCCAUUAAAAAGUCUUAUGUAGUUUACUUGGGAUCACAUUCCCAUACUCAUCACAACAAAAUUCAAAAUUCUCAUUAUCAGUUGCUUGAUUCAUUAACCACACCAAGCAAGGAGAAGGCCAAGGACAAAAUAUUUUACUCAUACACUAAGAGUAUCAAUGGUUUUGCUGCAAUUCUUGAAGAUGGAGAAGCUGAAGAACUUUCAAGGCAUCCAGAUGUAAUUUCAGUGUUCUUGAACAAAGCAAGAAAUUUGCAUACAACACAUUCAUGGAAUUUUCUUGGAUUAGAGAGAGAUGGAAAAAUUCCUCAUGAAUCUCUUUGGAUUAAGGCUAGAUUUGGAGAAGAUGUAAUUAUUGGCAAUCUUGAUACUGGUGUUUGGCCUGAAUCAAAGAGCUUUAAUGAUGAUGGAAUGGGUCCAAUCCCACCCCAUUGGCGAGGAAUCUGUCAGGAUGACACCACUCGAUUUCGUUGCAACAGGAAGCUAAUAGGAGCAAGGUACUUUAACAAGGGCUAUGCUUCAUAUGUUGGCUCUCUUAACUCCACAUUCCAAACUGCAAGGGACAUUGAGGGACAUGGAACUCAUACAUUAUCAACAGCAGCAGGGAACUUUGUUCCGGGAGCAAGCGUUUUUGGCUAUGGAAACGGAACUGCAAAAGGUGGAUCACCUAGUGCUCGUGUAGCGGCGUAUAAGGUUUGUUGGACACCUGUUAAUGGAAGUGGGGAGUGCUUUGAUGCAGACAUUUUGGCUGGAUUUGAUGCUGCUAUAAGCGAUGGUGUUGAUGUGUUAUCUGUUUCGCUUGGCUCGGACGCUACGGAUUAUUUUGCAGAUCCGAUUGCGAUUGGUGCAUUUCAUGCUGUUCGAAAAGGGAUUGUUGUAGUUGCUUCUGCUGGAAAUUCAGGACCAGAAGCAUCUACUGUAUCGAAUGUUGCACCGUGGAUUAUAACUGUGGGCGCUAGCACCUUAGACCGUGAUUUUACUACCUAUGUUGCACUAGGCAACAGGAGGCUCCUCAAGGGAACCAGCCUUUCACAGAAGGAGCUGUCAGUGAACCAGUUCUAUCCUCUGAUCACCGGUGAAGAAGCAAAGUUUAACGACGUCUCAGCCGUAGAUGCUGGGCUUUGUAUGUUUGAAGCAAUUGACCCCAAAAAGGUUAAAGGGAAAAUAUUGGUCUGCCUUCGAGGCGAAAAUGGGAGAGUAGACAAGGGAGAACAAGCUCUUCUGGCCGGUGCAGUCGGAAUGAUUUUGGCUAAUGAUGAAAAUUCUGGCAACGAACUUAUAGCUGAUCCUCAUGUUCUUCCUGCUGCACAUGUCAAUUUUACUGAUGGUCUAGCUGUUUUUGCCUAUAUUAACUCUAGCAGAGUUCCUACGGCAAGCAUAACUCGCGUGAGAACAGAGCUUGGCACAAAGCCAGCUCCACAGAUGGCUGCUUUCUCGUCGAGAGGACCGAAUCAAAUGGAGCCAUCGAUCCUCAAGCCUGAUCUGACAGCUCCAGGAGUUAGCAUAAUUGCUGGAUUCAGUUUAGCAACAGCACCAACCGAAGAAAAUUUUGACAAGCGUAGGACAUUGUUUAACUCCCAAUCUGGGACUUCAAUGUCGUGUCCUCAUGUUUCUGGUCUUGCUGGUCUCCUUAAAACUCUCCACCACGAUUGGAGUCCUGCUGCUAUUCGAUCUGCACUCAUGACUUCCGCAAGAACGAGAGAUAAUAAUUUUGAGGCAAUGCUGGAUUUAUCGUCAAGUCGCAAGGCUACCCCAUUCGACUACGGAGCAGGACACGUCCGCCCGAAUCGUGCAAUGGAUCCCGGCUUAAUUUACGAUCUAAACGAAGAAGAUUACUUGAACUUCUUAUGUGUUCAAGGAUACAAUCAAACUCAAAUUAAACUUUUUUCACCAAAACCACACUCAUGCCCUAACACAUUCACUAUUACAGAUUUCAACUACCCCUCAUUUACAAUUCCUAAUCUGAAUAGCCAGCCAACAACACUCACAAGAAGAGUCAAAAAUGUUGGUCCUCCUGCAAAAUAUUAUGCUCGUGUCAAAGAACCGGCCGGUGUUUCGGUUUCGGUUGAACCCAAAAUGUUGGAGUUUGAGAAAAUUGGUGAAGAGAAGACAUUUAAGGUUACUUUUAAAGCUAAGAAAAAAUUUGAACCUCUAGAUUAUGUUUUUGGAAGAUUGAUUUGGUCUGAUGGAAAGCAUUAUGUUAGAAGUCCUAUGGUUGUGAAGCAUCUUUAGGAUUAAUUAAUUUGAUUAAGUAGCUAGCUAUAGGUCCAUUUUUAAUUAAGUUUCUGUUUGGAGUAAUUAAGUACAAUUAAUAUGUAUAAAUCAGAUAGAUAAUUUGUUGGAUCAUCAAUUUAAUUCUUUUAAAUGAAGGAUAAAGUUGCUCUUUUUUGUUA
Molecule: messenger RNA, 2644 nt
Organism: Mercurialis annua (annual mercury)
Lineage: Eukaryota; Viridiplantae; Streptophyta; Magnoliopsida; Malpighiales; Euphorbiaceae
Product: subtilisin-like protease SBT5.4
Exons: 11
Coding region: 195-2483 (762 amino acids)
Biological process (GO): proteolysis
Molecular function (GO): serine-type endopeptidase activity
Source: RefSeq, a predicted model, not a curated record